CUGACUCUUUUGUCAGAACAGAGCGGCUGCAGCGCGUUCUCAAAAUGCAGUAUUCCCAUCACUGUGAGCACCUGCUGGAGAGGCUGAACAAGCAGCGAGAGGCCGGAUUCCUCUGCGACUGCACUGUGGUCAUCGGGGAGUUCCAGUUCAAAGCGCACAGGAACGUGCUCGCCUCCUUCAGCGAGUACUUCGGGGCCUUCUACAGAGACGCGUCCGACAAUAAUGUUGUCCUGGAUCAGACUCAAGUGAAAGCUGAUGGCUUCCAAAAGCUCCUGGAAUUUAUUUAUACGGGAAACUUAAACCUUGACAGCUGGAAUGUUAAAGAGAUUCACCAGGCUGCCGACUAUCUCAAAGUGGAAGAAGUGGUCACUAAAUGCAAGAUCAAGAUGGAGGACUUUGCUUUUAUUGCUAAUCCCUCUUCCACAGAGACAUCCAGUAUCACUGGGAACGUUGAAAUGAAUCAGCAGACUUGCCUUCUGACUCUCAGAGAUUACAAUAAUCGGGAGAAAGCAGAUGCUGCUGCUGCUGCUGCUGCUGCAGAGCUGGUUCAACCCCUGGCAAAGAAAGCAGCUUUGGAAAAGAAAUCGCCUCAACCCAAAAAGCGGAAGAAGAAUUUCAGCCCCCCCAAAAGCACAGAGAAUAAAUCUCUCCCGUAUCAGAACGAUGUGACCGAGAACACAUCCAUCGAGAUGUUUUUAGAUGCAAACAAACUGGCCACCCAGAUAACAGAGCAGGCUGCCCAGGGCAGUGAUAACUCCGAGCUGCAGUUGGCAGCCGUGGGGGAGAGCGAGACGCUGGCAGUGCAGGAUCUGCUGGCCCAGACCAUGGCAGCCAAACAGAAACGGGGGAAGCCUCAGCAGAGCUGUGCCCUGAAGGAGCACUGUAUGUCCAACAUAGCCAGUGACAAGGGCUCUUACCAGCUGGAGAGCUCGGGAGAGGAGCUGGACCAGAAGUACUCCAAAGCCAAGCCAGUGUGCAACACGUGUGGGAAAGUGUUCUCUGAGGCGAGCAGCCUCCGUCGGCACAUGAGGAUACACAAGGGGGUGAAGCCCUACGUGUGUCACCUGUGUGGGAAGGCAUUCACCCAGUGCAAUCAGCUGAAAACACAUGUAAGAACUCACACAGGGGAGAAGCCAUACAAGUGUGAACUGUGUGACAAGGGCUUUGCUCAGAAGUGCCAGCUGGUGUUCCACAGCCGGAUGCAUCACGGAGAGGAGAAACCCUACAAAUGUGACGUCUGCAACCUGCAGUUCGCAACCUCAAGCAACCUGAAGAUUCACGCCAGGAAGCACAGCGGGGAGAAGCCGUACGUGUGUGACCGGUGCGGGCAGCGCUUUGCCCAGGCCAGCACCCUCACCUACCACGUCCGGCGCCACACCGGGGAGAAGCCCUACGUGUGUGACAGCUGUGGGAAAGCCUUUGCUGUCUCCAGCUCACUCAUCACCCAUUCCCGGAAACACACAGGAGAGAAGCCAUAUAUCUGUGGCAUUUGUGAAAAGAGUUUUAUUUCCUCUGGAGAGCUCAAUAAACAUUUUCGGUCCCAUACAGGUGAAAGACCAUUUAUCUGUGAAAUGUGUGGAAAUUCUUACACGGAUAUAAAAAAUCUAAAGAAGCACAAAACGAAAGUUCACGCAGGACCUGAAACUCCCCCCGAUUCCAAUGCACUCGAUAAUUCUUUCAAUGAACAAGAAUCCAUUCAGAGUCAGAAAAGUCCUUUGUCGGAGUCCAUAGAUGUGAAGCCCUCUGAGAUGUCUUUAGCACUUCCUCUUCCCAUUGGGACUGAAGACCACCAGAUGCUGCUUCCCGUGACGGGGAGCCAGUCCCCUUCAUCAGAAACAUUGCUGAGAUCUGCUGUGACUGGAUACUCAGAACCUCAGUUCAUUUUCUUGCAGCAGUUGUACUGACAGAGCAGUAGUUUGGUAGUGAACCUGCAAACGUUUGGUAAGAUGCACAUGAUCAAACAAGCAGUCACGCUCUUUGAAUUGGACUUGUUCUUUGUUUUCCCUUUGUGUAAAGACACCUGUAAGGCAUUUCCAUCAUGCAGUGCUGGAUUGUGCUAAUCUACAAUCAGAUUUCUAUUUGCAAUUAACACUGAUUUCCAGGAGACGAUUCCUUUCCAGCAACACCUGCCUUAAGAAUUCUCUGUUACGUAUGUUAAUGUGUCUUGGAGAUCUCCUCCCAUGUUUCUGCUGAUUUGAUGUGUCACAAUGUCACUUGAGAACAGAUAUUUUAAGCCAUAUUUAAUAGUUUAAGAAUAUUAACCCAGAGAUGCAAGGGAAAGUCAUAAUUUGGCUAUAUUCAUAAGCCUGCACUCCAAGGUGCUGGAAUGGUCCAUGGGGAAGGUCGGUCAGGGCUCUGCUGAGGUGCUUGCAAAGAUUUGCUGCUGGCUGCCAGAAGUGCCAUCUGCAGGUGAAGCCUGACCAGAGGGAAAAAAAGGUUUGGGUGUAUUUUCCUGACAAGACGAGUAAAGGAAGGUUAAUUUCUUUCUGUAGUGUGGCAAGUCAGAGGGUCCUAAUGGCAUAGUAACUACUGGGUUUUCUUUCCAACAAGUUGCCUUUGUUUGUUUAAGUCAAUCCAGCAUUGUCAUAUCUUGUCCCAGAUUUAUUGUUCACAUCCCUAAACUGCCCUGGGUUUGGCACAAACAGCAACAAAAGGAGAGCUGGAACAUGCAUGUUGUAGAUGAGACAAAAAGAUGCAGUGACUUAAUUUGUGAGGCGUCAACGAGAGCUUCAUAAUCCUUUUUUUACUGUAGUGCUGCUUCUUGUGCUAGACAGGAGGUCCAGAAGAGGAAAUAAAUCCUGCCCUUCACUGUGAAAAUAGUAAGUGAACACUACAUGAGGGGGUAUUAAAGACUAAUACAGCAGAGCAGAUGGAUAUUCUUCCAGGGAAGAUUUUGUUAGUGUGACUAAUUUAAUUGAAGUUUUUGUGUAUUGCUUUAACUAUCAUGUCACUUGUCCACAGUAAAUGCACAAAACUGGUACCUAGCAAGGCCCAUAUAAAGAUAUGUUUUAUUCCUGGCAACAGAUAUAUUUAAAAAGCAACGUUUUUAGUGUCUUGGUAGGGUCAUAAAAG
Manacus vitellinus (golden-collared manakin) is the source of this 3072-nucleotide messenger RNA. RefSeq names its product myoneurin (gene MYNN). Lineage: Eukaryota; Metazoa; Chordata; Aves; Passeriformes; Pipridae. The transcript has 8 exons. The record is from RefSeq and is a predicted model, not a curated record. Gene Ontology annotation, biological process: regulation of transcription by RNA polymerase II. Gene Ontology annotation, molecular function: protein binding; DNA-binding transcription factor activity, RNA polymerase II-specific; RNA polymerase II cis-regulatory region sequence-specific DNA binding. Bases 45 to 1904 code for a protein of 619 amino acids. Gene Ontology annotation, cellular component: nucleus.